AUGUUGUUGCUGCAAUGGCUCUGGGUAAGGAAGGCUGAUGCUCCCCCGCCAGAUGCAUCGUCCUUCGCACAAAGCUUGGCGAGGCAGGCUGCAGCAGAGCGGGCGAGGAGACUUGCCGAGGAUGCCGAGCGAAGCAGCCAAUGGGUGCAGGAGCAGCUGGGGCAAUUUAAGGAGGUGUGCGAGACGCAGAGCCAAAACGGGCUCAUGUCCGUCAUCCAUCGCACUGGUCACCUUCCAAAAAUGUAUUUUGAAAGCCGGAAAGACAUUCUCUUCAACGAGCUGCAGGCAGCCCUCGCUGGUUUGGGUUUCUCGGACUUGAAGCUGGCCUGGAAACAUGAUGUGAAGCGGGAGGCCAUUCAAGCUGGCUCGACAAAGACAUCUUCGAGCAUACUGAUUGAAGCCUCUUGGGAGGGUCUCGAUGAGAACACGGAGGGUGCCACUCUUCCAAAAGCCGGUGCUGGCGGUGCAGCAAGCACUUGUGCUAUUUGCGAAGAUGUGGGUCGCAUCGUUGUCUUGGCACCGUGUGGCCACGUGAUGUGCAGCAAGUGCCAGCAGAAACACGGUGGCCGUGUGUGUCCAUUUUGCCGCCAGGCAGUUUUCGUGCAGCAUCUGGCAUACCUCUUUCUCGACGUGGCCAGGCAGUCGUGUGAUGCGACCGUUCCCUUCAACAUGGUGCAUUAUCUUUUUCGCCAUGUGAUGUUUCUGGGCGCCUUGGCUGUCACGGUGUGGCGCAUUGGAAAGCUCAACUUCUCGAUUUACGAGAAGUUGCACAAUGCCGUCAUGGACCUGCUGCCCAUGAAUUGGGCAGAUCUGGGUCACUGCCCAAACGUUGGACAGACGGAAGUUGUGCUGCAGCGACAGCACAUGGAAGAUUGGUUUCGAUACCUCCAGCACAAUAUCGAUACGGGCAGGCGCGACGCAUGCAUAUGCGUGUUCCACCUUCGAUUUGCUGCCAAAUCGCACGUCGUGGCACUCUCCGUCUUGACUUUGCUCACACUUCCGGUUGUGAACAAAGUGCUGGAGUACUACGGAAAGCAGGUGGUCAACGACCGCCUUCUCGGAGGCAACGAUGUCUCGGAGAGAUCCUCGUUCCUGCACCAAAUGGAGCAGACGUGUAUGCCACACAAAGAAUGA
Messenger RNA from Symbiodinium sp. CCMP2592, 1134 nucleotides. NCBI's taxonomy places the organism in Eukaryota, Dinophyceae, Suessiales, Symbiodiniaceae. The record is from the annotation of a GenBank genome assembly.